This is a messenger RNA of Necator americanus (New World hookworm), 2949 nucleotides long. RefSeq lists its product as uncharacterized. NCBI's taxonomy places the organism in Eukaryota, Metazoa, Nematoda, Chromadorea, Rhabditida, Ancylostomatidae. Gene Ontology annotation, molecular function: transmembrane transporter activity. The record is from RefSeq and is a predicted model, not a curated record. Gene Ontology annotation, biological process: smoothened signaling pathway. The transcript has 21 exons. Gene Ontology annotation, cellular component: membrane. The coding region runs from base 1 to 2949 and encodes 982 amino acids.
AUGGAAUCUGAUACAAAGUCCUCGACUGGUGACACAGCCCUGUCAAGUCGCUCUUCUUCCUCUCCUCCUUCAACAAUCAACGACGAUCAUUCCUACAUUGUUGAAAUUUACGUCAGCGUCAAACACAGGUACUGUGAUCUAGUGCUCAAUCAUCCGUGGAAAACUAUCCUAACCACACUUGGAUUUUCUUUUACGCUUGUAAUUCUUUCGGUGGCAUUUCAUUACCAGGUCUUCGAUUUUGACCCAGUAAAAGGUUUCGAAACUAGAGGAACAACUCUGGCGAAUGCACGAUUGACGCUGGACGCCAUAAAACGAACUGCAACGUCUCCUUUCCACAUUAUGAAUUCACAAUUUGAGAAAAAUAUAAAGAAAAGGCAAGCAAAGGUGUUCAAAGUUAACGCUAGGCCACCUGACAACGUUACUACCACUUCCGGGAAGACGACAGAACGGGUGAACGACGAGACUGCUUCACUGAGCACGACGUUGGAGCCAAUAUCAAUCAACUAUGAUGACUACGGAGCGGAUCCGGAGCCAAAAAUCGGAGAUUUGGCAGAUCCAUGCGUCCAAUAUAUGGCUCUCGGUGAGAGAAUCCCCUAUCAGGUUAUCGAUUACUCGGCGAAGAUCAUCUUGGAAGUGGAUGAUCGGAAGUUAUUUACUGUGGAUGUGUUUCGUAAGUUGUGCGAAGUGGACAGAAUUAUCGACGCUGAAGUGGAGACUUCAGCAUAUAAACCUCGAAAGAUUUUCGUGAAAAAUUCCUUCAACCUUCCAUUUUAUGCGAAUUGCCUGAAUUUCACGACUCCGAACACGUGCGAGGCCAUAAAUGUGCACGACAUAGAAACACUGCGAAUCACAAUUGCAAAAUGUCAAACACUGCGAAUCACAAUUGCAAAAUGUCGUAAGAAUUCCUCUCUUCCGAUAUGCAGCUCUCAACUUUUCGGACAAAUUUUCAACUACUUAUUGCCACGUUCAAAAAAUAGUAACUACGUUUCCAUCUUGUUGAAGAUCGCUGCUAGUGAUGGUGGCGGAGGAAGCCUGCAAUUCUACAAUAAGCUGCUCGAAUCGCUGAAAAACCAUUUAGCGCCUGAAAUCAUUUUGAAAGGCGCAUUUUUUAACGUGAAAAACAACGAAUUCCUCCAUGCACUUGCAAACGACACUAAAAUUGCGUCCAUAUCAGCUGUUCUGGUACUUUCAUGUUUUCUCUUCUAUACCCGGAGCGUUUUCUAUACAUUUAUAAUUUUCGUCAUAUUUUUCUUGUCAAUGGGUAUAGCAUUCUUCUUCUAUACGGUAAUAUUACGGAUCAAUUUCUUUCCUGCUCUCAAUGUUCUUGUGCUUGUUCUAAUGAUAGCUGUUGGUGCUGACGACGCUUUUCUGCUUUUAGUUUAUUACAGACGAUACAAAAAGCUAAAAGUUGAACCGUAUCAAAUAGGAGAACCAUACAUUCCACUCUACAAAGAACAUGAUCGCGUAAUCCGAGCCAUUCGUGCCUCUAUGAGACAUUCGCUGGCGUCCAUGUUCGUCACUUCAGCAACUACAGCCGUUGCUUUUAUAUCGAAUCUUUCCAGUGACAUUAUAGUUCUUAGAUGUUUUGGAGUUUAUGCCAGCCUUACCAUAAUUGUCAACUACUUACUCGUCAUAUUUCUGUUACCUAGCACUAUGGUAUUGUGUUGCAAGGAAGGUCACAAAAAGUUCUUGCCUAACGUUGACAUAGCGUCAAAAAUAGCCUAUGUGGUUUUUCGCUACCGUUAUUUUCUCGUAGUAGCAGCGAUUACUGCUACAGUAGCUGCUGGUAUCGCUGUUUUUCUAAAGCCAGGUCUUUCACUACCUCGAUUCAACCCUACAAAGUUGCUAACAAAUUCACAUCCCUACGAAUGGUACGAUAACAACGGACAUAUUUUCAAUUUUGAAUGGCAGCGCAGAUGGAAGUUCAUAGAAAAUUAUAUUAUUGGCGUGGAACCGAUACAAAAAACAAGUUUUUUCAAUCCAUACAAAGUGUACAACCUGAAUGUAAGAGAGAUCGCCCCUACACGGCUGAAUUUGGAGCAGAUUGAGCAAAAUAUUGAUGCAAUCAUCGUGAAAAGAGGACACGUAGGCUAUAAGUCAUGGUUGAGCAAGUUUCGCACCUCUAAUAGCACGUGCUCAAAAUUGGAGGUGGUUGGCUCUGACUGUUUUCUCGAAUUCGCCAGGAAGCUUCUCCCAUCGCCAGUUUGCGAAGAUUUUGCGGUAACACCUAGUGAUGGACCAAUUUUUGACAAGAAAUUCAAGCUCCUUGGCUACUACAUAUCAGUUCCCUCAAACGUCACAGUAACUAUGGAUUCGAAUGAUGUCGAAAAAAUCGCAGAGGAAAUAGAUAAGAAUUGUAAACAAAUGGUCCCCGUGGACGGAUAUCCUAGGAUGUGUUUGACAACGGCCGAUAUGACCAGAUAUUACGACAUCAUCGCCACUCUGCGGUCUUCCACCCUGUACUCGGUGACAAUUUCGGUGUUGGUCAGCAUGGCUGUUGUGAUUUUAUGCACCAGACGCAUCCUGCUGUCCAUAGUGAGUGUGACUGUUGUUUGUGGUGUGAUACUUUGGACAAUUGCGUUAUCGAUACUCUUUGGGUGGGAGCUGAGUGUCGUUGAGUCAACGAUCAUAGUGCUUACAAUCGGCUUAAGUUUCGAUUUCACACUUCAUUUUGCCGUUUCAUAUAGAGAUAACAAAGAAAAUUGCGCUGAAAUUCGCAUCAGUUCUUGUCUCUCAUCAGCAGGUCGUGCUUGUCUUCUCGGAGCUAUCACAUCAAUACUUUGCGGAAUACCUCUACUAUUCGCGUAUACGGCCGCUUUUACUCAGGUGGGCUCAUUGUUACUAACACUUGGUGUGACGUCAUUAUGCGGCGCUACUAUCGCAUUCCCAGCUGCGUUGGCAUGUUGGACGACGUUGUGUUCGAGGAAUGUUUAUAUUGUACGAUUCUAG